Molecule: messenger RNA, 927 nt
Organism: Necator americanus (New World hookworm)
Lineage: Eukaryota; Metazoa; Nematoda; Chromadorea; Rhabditida; Ancylostomatidae
Exons: 1
Coding region: 1-927 (308 amino acids)
Source: RefSeq, a predicted model, not a curated record
AUGGAACACACCAAGAUCGUUAAGGGAGCUGAUGGAGCCGUUCUGCGCAGCUCUGGUCAGAUCCUGGAGAGGUGGCGAGAGUACUACAAUCACUUGUGUAACGAAGAAUUCUGUCAUCCUCCGAUCCCAACUGUUCCCAGCAUCGAGCGUCCUGUUCUACCAAUUACUGCCGUCGAAAUCAGUGCUGCCCUCGCAAAAAUGAAGUCGAGCAAGGCAACCGGUCCUGAUGACAUACUUGUUGAUGUCUGGAAGCUGCUAGGAGAUCGAGGGUCCGUGUGGCUCGCAACUCUAUUUAUCAAGAUCGUUGCAGAAGGACGGACUCCAGACGUCUGGCAAACUUUCGUGACCGUGCCUGUCUGGAAAGGGAAAGGAGACAUUGCUGACUGCACUUCGUACAGGCCUAUACGACUGCUGUGCCAUACGAUGAAGGUUUUUGAGCGUGUCCUAGAGGCUCGUCUGAGGAAAAUUGUCAGCGUUUCACUCAACCAGUGCGGUUUUGUGAAGAACUGCAGCAUUAUAGAUGCUAUCUAUGCUGUCCGUAUCCUUCUGGAGAAACAUCGAGAGAAGAACCGCAGUGUGCAUCUUGCUUUUCUCGAUCUCGAGAAAGCUUUCGACCGUGUCCCACAUGAGCUGUUAUGGAUGUCCAUGAGGUCGCAUAGAGUACCAGAAGAAUAUAUGCGGUGGACAGAGCUGCUUUAUGCGAAGCCUACCAGCGCUGUCCGAUGUGCUGCUGGAACAAGCAGGCCAUUCUCUGUACAAGUAGGGGUUCACCAGGGUUCAUCCCUCUCACCCCUGCUGUUCAUACUGUGCAUGGAUACGAUAACGAAGGAAAUCCAGAAGCAGCAUCCGUGGACUCUACUCUUUGCCGAUGAUGUCAUGCUCGCGUCGGAGUCUCGAGGUGAUCUUCAGAAACAAGUACAGUCUUGA